This is a messenger RNA of Spinacia oleracea (spinach), 2525 nucleotides long. Its product is annotated as sister chromatid cohesion protein SCC4. Bases 123 to 2291 code for a protein of 722 amino acids. Gene Ontology annotation, molecular function: protein binding. Lineage: Eukaryota; Viridiplantae; Streptophyta; Magnoliopsida; Caryophyllales; Amaranthaceae. The record is from RefSeq and is a predicted model, not a curated record. Gene Ontology annotation, biological process: mitotic sister chromatid cohesion. The transcript is spliced from 13 exons.
CGGUCUGCAAGCGUCAAAAGAUUUAACAGUCAUAAACUCAGGAGUGAGGACUACAAGUGUACAACAACUACAAAUAGUCAAAACUCAAGCGUUGCGGUUGCUGCAGUAGAAGAAAAACUUCCAUGGAUACAUUAGCAGAAGGAUUAUGGGGAUUAUCAGAUUUCCAUGAGCAAAAAGGCGAAUUUGCAAAGGCAAUCAAAUGUUUAGAAGCAAUUUGCCAAAGCCCAGUUUCAUUCCUCCCAAUAAUCGAGGUCAAAACACGCCUUCGAAUCGCCACCCUUUUGUUGCGCCAUUCUCAUAAUGUCAAUCAUGCCAAAUCUCACCUUGAACGUUCUCAAUUGUUAUUGAAGUCGAUUCCUUCGUGUUUCGAAUUGAAAUGUAGAGCGUAUAGUUUACUUAGUCAGUGUUACCAUCUUGUUGGGGCGAUACCGACCCAGAAGCAGAUUUUGAACAAGGGUUUGGAGCUUACGAAGUCGCUCGGCAAUGGUUUUGCAGCGAAGUUAUGGUACUGCAAUUUCAGUUCACAGCUUUCUACGGCUUUAAUAAUCGAAGGGGACUAUCAGAAUUCCCUUGCUACGCUUGAACAAGGCUACAAGUGUGCUGCUGAAAUGUGUUAUCCAGAAUUGCAGAUGUUUUUCGCGACUUCGAAACUCCAUGUCCACCUUAUGCAGUGGGAUGAUGUGGACAUGGUGGAACGGGCUCUUGCGAGAUGUGAUGAGGUGUGGAACUCCUUCGAGUUGAAUAAGACACAGCAAUGUCUUGGCUUGCUUUUUUAUAAUGAGCUGCUGCACAUUUUCUAUCGGUUUCGUAUAUGUGACUACAAAAAUAUUGCUCAACACAUCGACAAGCUUGAUGCUGCUAUGAAAGCCGACUUGCAGAAGACAGAGCAUGUUCAGAAACUAACUAGUGAACUCAACACUAUAAACCAGACUCUCUCUGAUCCUGCUAUGAAGCAAAGAGAUUGCUCAAUGCUGAUUGAGAAACGUGCUCUUCUUAAGCAGCAGCUCGUGACUAUAACCACAUCUAAUUCCGUUGCGCAAGGAUAUACUGAUUCUACAAGUGUUGAAUAUGAGAGGAGGCUAUCUGCUGACAAGCUUGAGCUGGCACCUUAUCCCAUUGAUGGGGAAUGGCUGCCCAAGAAUGCAGUUUAUGCUUUGGUGGAUCUUACGGUUGUAAUGUUUGGGCGCCCAAAAGGACAUUUUAAGGAGUGUACAAAGCGGAUUCAAUCUGGAACUCAGGUUAUCAAAGUGGAAUUAUCAAAGCUGGGAAUCACUGAUGGUGUCAGAGAAGUAGAUCUCCAGCACUCGGCCAUCUGGAUGGCUGGUGUCUAUUUGAUGCUGUUGAUGCAGUUCCUCGAAAAUAAGGUGGCAGUGGAUCUCACACGAGCUGAUUUUAUUGAAGCUCAAGAGGCUUUGGUGCAGAUGAGAGGUUGGUAUAUCCGUUUUCCAACAAUCUUACAUGCUUGUGAGAGCAUUAUUGAAAUGCUAAGAGGACAAUAUUCUCACUCAGUUGGCUGCUUUGAUGAGGCAGCUUUCCAUUUUGUCGAAGCGGCAAAGCUAACAGAGAGCAAGUCAAUCCAAGCUACGUGUCAGGUGUAUGCUGCUGUCUCUUACAUAUGUAUUGGUGAUGCAGAAUCUUCAUCACAGGCUCUUGAUUUAAUAGGGCCUGUGUACAGGGUGAUGGAUUCUUUCAUUGGAGCGCGAGAGAAAACAAGUGUUCUUUUUGGGUACGGUCUUCUGUUGAUGAAGCAGCAAAACCUUCAGGAAGCACGGAUACGUUUGGCUACUGGAUUGCAAUUAACACACAGUAAUCUGGGCAAUCUUCAACUGGUUUCUCAAUAUCUAACAGUUCUUGGGAGUUUGGCCCUUGCUCUUCAUGACACUGUACAAGCUAGAGAAAUUUUGAGGUCUGCUUUGACAUUGGCGAAGAAACUUAAUGAUGUCCCAACACAGAUCUGGGUACUAUCAGUUCUGUCAGCACUGUAUCAGGAGUUGGGAGAGAGGGGAAAUGAAAUGGAGAAUGCCGAGUACCAAAGAAAGAAGAUAGAUGAUCUGCAUAAAAGAUUUGCAGAUGCUUAUGCAUCAAUUCACCAUACUGCGCUAAUUAACAAAGAUAAAAUUGAAGUUCACCAGCUGCAAGAAUCAGAUAGUAAACGUGCUAUGGCGAGUCAGUCUAUGAAGGUUGAUCUUGAUAUCCCGGAGUCUAUUGGUUUGGCCUCAUCAACGCCUGUAAAAUCAUCCUCGCGGCUUGUUGAUUUAGAUUCUGGAAGACGCGGGAAGAGGAAAAUAUAGCCCGAGAAUGUAAUAUUUGUAAAAAUAUAAUUAUCUGUAUAUAUUUAUAUAGCAUGCAUCCGUGCUUGCCUAGAUUAGGUACAAUUACCAGCAGAAUAGGAUGAAUUAUGCCUUUAAAGUAGUGCAGGAAAUAUAUCCUUAUGCUUUUAUUGCCAAAACUCUCAAAUAAAUGUCUGAAAAUAUUUGAAAAAGAAGUGGGUAACAGCCACGAAGGGCUGUUUCACUGUGUGCAAA